AUGUUCAUAUUCAUAAAAAUAUUUGUUAUUCAUAUUUUUUUACAUAGCUUAGGUAUUUUUAAUUACGAGUCAUUGUGCUUAUUAAGAAAUUCUGAAGUAAAAAAAUUUAAAAAUUAUUUGGAUAAUGGAAAAACAUAUUUAAAUAAAUACACUUAUUCUUAUAUAUUACAUCCUUUUUCCUAUAUAUUAUCGAAGAAAUUUAUAAAUGUAAAAAAAAAAAAAAAUAAAAUUUAUAUUGUAUCCGAUAAUAUUUACAAUGAGUUAAGCGAUUCACAUAUUUACAAAAUAAGAAAAGAAAUAUCAAAAGGUGAUAUAAAAUCGGUUUUUGAAAAACAUAUAAUAAGUAAAGUUCUAUUUGAAAAUAUAAAUAAAUAUAAUAGCUUUUCAUAUAUAUAUACUAUUGAUGAGAUAUAUGAACAGAUAAAUAAAUUAUACAUAAUAUAUGAAGAAUAUAAAAAAAAUAUAAGAUAUAAAAAAUUACCAAAGUUAUUCGGAUUGCCAAUAGUGGUAAAAGAUAAUAUAGUAACUAAAGGUAUAUCAACAAAAGCUGGGAGCAAAAUUUUAUCAAAUUAUAAGCCUUCAUAUGAUAGUACAGUAGUAAAAAAACUAAAAAAACAUGGUGCAAUUAUAAUAGGAAAAACGCAUUUAGAUGAAUUUGCUAUGGGAUCAUGCACAAAAAAUGUAAAAAAUCCAUUUAAUGAAAAAUAUUUAUCAUGUGGUGGCUCAUCUGGUGGAUCAGCUAGUUGUGUUGGAUCUAAAAUUAUUAACUGUUCAGUAAAUACAGACACUGGUGGAUCCAUACGAAUCCCUUCCGCGUUGUGUGCAUGUAUAGGAGUUAAACCUAGCUAUGGACGAAUAAGUAGAUAUGGUAUUGUACCAUAUAAUGAGGAAACUGAUGUUGUAGGACUGAUAGCAAAUAAUUUAUAUGAUUGCAGUGUAUUAUUGGAUGUAUUAUGUGGAAAAGACAAAAAAGACUUAACGAGUUUAAAGAAAAAGACGAAAUUUCAUUUCUUAUUAAAAAAAUUUUAUUCAUCACAGAAGUUUCAAAGCAAUAUUCCAUUAAAAAAUGUGAAAUUUGGGUAUUUAAGUAAAGAUAUUUUAAAAAGUUACUUUGUUGAUGAUAUUAUAUAUAAAAAUUAUGAGAAUGUGAUGAAAAAUAUUGAGCAAUUAGGUGGUACAUUAAUAAAUACAAAUUUAUAUAAAUUAAUUGAUUAUUGCUAUAUAUAUUACGUAUAUUCUAUGACUAUAGCAAAUAGCAACAUUUCUAGAAUAAAUGGUAUAAAUUAUAAUAUUCAUAAUUUAAAUAAUGAUCCUAAAUUUAUUAGAAAAUUAAGAUCAAAUAUGAUUAGUGAAAAUGUUUUAUCAAGGAUAAUUGGUGGCUCAAUAAUUUCUUCCUUUUUUCAAAAAAUAGAUAUAAGAGAGAUAUUUCUAAGCAUAAAAGAGAAGUUGAUCUUAACAUUAAAUCAGUUGUUUGAAGAGGUAAAUUAUAUUUUAUUGCCAUCCAUUCCCAAAUCUAAUAAUUUCAGAGAAGACUUAAAUGAUCCUUAUUUAUAUGAUAUUUAUGUAAAAAACAAUAUUGUUAAUGAAAAUAAUUUUGUUAAAAAUAGAAUAGACAAAAACCAUAUAAAUAAAAUAGAUAAAAAUAAUAUAGACAUAAGUCAUACAAAAAAAAAUAACAAGAGUAAAUAUAAUAAAUAUAUGAAAGAAGUAUUUUCUGUAAUAUCAUCAAUAACAGGCUUUCCUAGUAUAGUUAUACCAACAGGUGAAUUUACGAAAAAUUUUAAUGAGCCACUAUCUUUUCAACUUUUAAGCAGAAACUUAAAUGAAAUAGGUUUAUUAAAAAUGGCCUUAGUUUAUAAGGAAAGAAUGAAUGUUAAUAAAAAAAUAUAUGAAAAUUUAACAAAUUCUAAAAAUAAGUAA
Molecule: messenger RNA, 1920 nt
Organism: Plasmodium relictum
Lineage: Eukaryota; Apicomplexa; Aconoidasida; Haemosporida; Plasmodiidae
Product: glutamyl-tRNA(Gln) amidotransferase subunit A, putative
Exons: 1
Coding region: 1-1920 (639 amino acids)
Molecular function (GO): catalytic activity
Source: RefSeq, a predicted model, not a curated record